This is a messenger RNA of Drosophila rhopaloa, 1896 nucleotides long. Its product is annotated as 26S proteasome non-ATPase regulatory subunit 5. Gene Ontology annotation, cellular component: cytosol. The transcript is spliced from 2 exons. Lineage: Eukaryota; Metazoa; Arthropoda; Insecta; Diptera; Drosophilidae. Gene Ontology annotation, biological process: proteasome assembly. The coding region runs from base 84 to 1592 and encodes 502 amino acids. The record is from RefSeq and is a predicted model, not a curated record.
GACAGCCACACUAAACUGCUCAAAAACAAUUGUCAUUUAAAACAAAUUUUCGAUUUAUUUCUGAAAAAGCGACAACAGACGAAAUGGAAGAGAGUUGGUGGGUAGCCAGUCUGAAGGCUCUGGAAACAAAGGCUCAGCGCAUGGGGGCGCUGACCAAGAUGAACACUGCAAUCGCCAAGGAGGCGGCUCUUCCGCGCCAAAUCAUCGCUGGGCUGUUAACCAACCCGGAAUUGUACGACUGUGCCAGACUUUCUGGGGAUUCUGGCAAAGAUCCCUCCGUGGAUGUGGCUUUGGAGCUGCUGGGCCAUUGCCUGGACCAGCUGGCGGUAGACACCGCCGACGAGCAGCUGCCCAGACUGCUGGGUCGCGGCCUGGCCCACUCGAAUCCCGCCCUGCGUUCCCUAGUGCUGGCCAGUGUGCUUAAGGAGCUACGCCGCCAGUUGAACGCCGGCCAGGUGCACACGUUGCCCGGCAACGAGCUGCUCUUCCUUAUCUUGGACGAGUUGAAGCAGCCGGAGACGGAGGGCAGCUCACUGGCCAUCAAUAUCCUGUCCAUUGUGCUCGUCCAGCGCCUCAGCGAUGCCGGCGUGCAGGCCAAGCUGGUCGAGCUUCUGCAGAAGGACGAGAUCGUGCGUUGUCGCGCUUACGAACUGGGCGUGGUCCUGGCUAAGGGCAGCGCCGCCUCCCUCACCGCCGUGGAGUUUAUUCUGGAUGCGGCGCUCAGCGAGCUGGACAACGACGAUGUCCUCCUGCAGGCCAGUGUGAUGGAGAUUCUGGUGCCUUUGGCCGAACAAAACCAUGGCCUAUCCUACAUGGAACGACGACGCGUUUUCGAUGUUAUCAGCACACGGGUGCAGCGCAUCGAAGAAAAUCCUCUAGAUGCCCUGCUGAUACCCAGCAUCAUGAAGUUCUUCGGCAAGAUUGCCGCCGUGCAGCCUCAAAAGAUCAUUGCCGGCUAUCCGCACAUGCUGGCCUGUUUGUUCCAGCAACUGCAAUCGGAGGACGAAACCAUUCUGCCCACCGCCAUGGACACGCUUUCCAAUUUGGCCAGCACACCGCAGGGAAAGGUGCUACUGCACCUGCACUUUAACACCGCCGUGGAGGAGUCCUUUAAGAAGUACAGCUCGUACACCAAGAAGCUAUCGGCGCCCAUCAAAGAGCGGCUGCUCAACUCGCUGGAUGUGAUUUAUUCGGUGGAGACACCUCCUACCAAGGAAAUCAAUGCCAUCCUAAAGACCUGGUACGAGAGCUUCGCUGGUGGAGCGCAGGCCAAUGCCAUCAUGGAACUGAUCAACACGCCAUUCCCUGACCUCCAGUUGGCCGCCUUGGGCCUGCUGAAAACCAUCUGUAAGUACGGCUGGGGCAUUGUUGCCUUGAAAAACACUGGCGGAGCGGUGGAAUUCCUGCUCUCGCGACAGAAGGAUCUGCACAAGGACGUCAAGUUUCUCAAGUGGGAGAUCAUGGAGAUGCUGGCCAUUAGCUCCGAGUUUUCACCCACCGAAACCGUGCGUUUUACAGCGUACGUGAACGAGGGACCAUAUCACAUCCAGGCGGACGUCAAUAUAGCCACCGAACCGCAGGGCAACGCUUAGAGGGCGGAAUGCCAAGCAUUUACCGCCUCCGAUUACGAAUCGUAUGUACAGCGACGCGUUCAACUAACAUCUGAAUAUGUAUUUAUAGGAUUACAAUAAGAUUUAACUAUUAGAUCACAUGUAACAAUGCCCCAUUGGGCAGGUCGAUUGAUGGGGAUGCAACAAAUAGUCAGAAUAUUUUUUGGACAAUUGUAAAUGGUUUGCCUUAAAAACUAUUGGUAAAAUAUCAACUUUUGUAAUUAUGUAAACAGGCAUGAAUUUCAUUGGGGUGCGAAAUAAACAAAAUUAAAUGAAGAAAACUGUA